UGAGAAAGUUCCAACAUGUGGGGUGUGGAGAACGUGUCUGACAGCACCACCCCAAGUCAUCAAGACAACCCUUUGUUUUUUGUCUUCUCCAUCACCUAUUUAGUGGCUGCCUUGGGAAAUGUUUUGGGAUUCUUUGUUCUGAUAAAGUGUAAGAAGCUUCCCUUACAAAUCAAAGUCUUAUCCAUUAAUAUGACCGUUCCCGAUUUCCUUCUUGGAAGUGCCACUGGUAUUGCGUAUGGUUUUCAGUAUGCCUAUCCUAUUGCCAAAGAAGGCGAGGCAAUUUGCCAUGCUAUCUUCGACAUAUUGACAACCCUCUCUAUUCUUAACAUAACGGCUUUUGGAGUGGACCGAUUUCUGAGCUUAAAAUUUGCGUUAAAAUACCAACUCUACACAACGAAGGAGCGGAUGGUAGCGGUAUGUGUAGGACUCUGGAUUUUCAGCAUAGUUUCUGCUGUGAUUAUUCAACUAUUCAAGUCUGACGCCUUGUUGUUUAAAAUUGUUUUGCGCAGUGUAUUUUUAUCCUUGUAUGUGUUUUCCUACUUGAUGAUAUUGUCAAUCUACAGAAAACAUAACCGAGAAAUUAACGACCUCCAGUCCUUGUCGGCUUCUAGAAUAAUCCACGAUCAGAUGGUCUUCAGUAGGAAGAUCGUCCUUAUAACCGGGCCACACUUUCUUCUCUACUUACUGGCCAUCGUUGUUCACGUGAUCAUGUGCUUUAAGGAGAAUGUAGAAAUAUUACAGAUGGAAUUGGUUGUGUUAGGUAUUACAUUAAUCACAAUCUUUAUAAACCCAAUUUUGUACAUCUGGAGGUUUCGAGAGUGCAGAAUUCAACUUCUCUUGAUGCUUUGUAUAUGUAAUAGAAGAAGACACGAGAAUCUUUUGAAGGAGAGGAAUAUUUUAUACCAGCCGUUUUUGGAGGUUCAGCCUAAGGAAACAAUCGAAAAAACACUUGUAGUAUCUACACACAUGUGAGCCUUGCUUCUUAGUGAAUGUUUUUAAACACACUUUCCAUAUUUUAAAUGAAAUUUGUCAUUUCAACAAGCAUUUGAUUC
Molecule: messenger RNA, 1052 nt
Organism: Saccostrea cuccullata (small rock oyster)
Lineage: Eukaryota; Metazoa; Mollusca; Bivalvia; Ostreida; Ostreidae
Product: melanocortin receptor 5-like
Exons: 1
Coding region: 16-972 (318 amino acids)
Biological process (GO): G protein-coupled receptor signaling pathway
Cellular component (GO): membrane
Molecular function (GO): G protein-coupled receptor activity
Source: RefSeq, a predicted model, not a curated record